AUGGAGAAUCACCGUCGCGAUGAUUCGCCUUCCGGUCUGUCCGAUUAUGCCGAGGGCGAUGGCUUGCUAGGCACCGGCAUCACGACCCGUCAUCUAGAGGCAUUUGGUCGAACGGUUACAUCAACGGCUGGACACUUGAUAGGACCGGCCGACCAGAACCAGCCGGCCCAUUAUCAGAAUGCCAUGACCGACAUCCACCGCGAACUGCGCCGGCCGAAGGCGCAGCGCAAUGUGUUCGCCCUUACCCAGACGACUCCGACCGAUCUGAUGCGAUCUAGGUUGUCGACCACUGAGAUCAGGUCUCGUGCCAUCUCCUCUCUCCCCGACGAACUCCUCGCCGAUAUACCCGAAGACAACAGCUCCUACUCCUUGUUCCAAGGCUUCCAGGCCUCCAUACCCGAAGAAGAACGUGGUCAAAAAAAGCACCGGAGGCGGCCAUCUAAGGGUGGAAAACAUCUCAAGGAUAGCGAGAAAGCUGGAGCUUUGACAGCGGGACCGGCUGCGCUCAAGGAGGAGCGAAAAACGCUCAGUAAGAAGUUGGAUCUGAUGGGCGUUCGCAAGAACAUGUGCAGCGCCGAGAUUCAUGAGAUCGAUAAGAAGAUCGCCAAUUUGCACAAGAUGCGCCAAAUCGUCCUCGAUCGACUAGCGGGCUUGGAGAUGGACGAGGCUGCAUUGGAGCACGAUCUGACCGAACUCGACAACAAGCUUGAAGACCUACAGCCGGAGGAGACACCCGACACAUCUGCCACAACCGAGACACCAAAGUCUUCUGAAGCCCCGGACGAUUCAAUCACUUCUGCCGGCGUCCCUGCCAUGGACGCUUCGUUUAUGUCGGAGUCGAUAUAUGAGAAGUUGCCCACCCGAAAACGUUCGAUGCCGAUUUUACACGAGCAUUUCGCUCCAGGGUCAUUGAUCAAGGAAAUCGAAGCGCAUACCGAUAUGAUCACUGCGAUUGACUUCGACUUCCCCUUCGGCACUAUGAUCAGUGCCGCACUGGACGACACUGUACGAGUAUGGGACAUGAAUGUUGGCCGAUGCUCGGGCCUGCUCGAGGGUCACCACGCCUCAGUCCGAUGCUUGCAGGUGGAAGAUAACAUUGUGGCGACGGGGUCUAUGGAUGCUUCCGUUAGACUUUGGGAUUUGAGUCGCGCUCGGCCCACAACUCGUGAUGGCCGCUUGAACAAGCACGAGCGUCACGAGCAGGAGGAUGCCUUGGAGCAUGCCUCCCCUGUGCCUCCCUCGUCCAACCUGGAAGACUGCCAUGUGUUCACCCUGGACGCACACGUCGACGAAGUCACUGCCCUCCACUUCAAGGGCAACACACUCAUCUCAGGCUCUGCAGACAAGACACUGCGACAAUGGGAUUUGGUCAAGGGACGAUGCGUCCAGACACUUGACAUUUUAUGGGCCGCGACCCAAGCCUCGUCUACAACCACCAUCGAUGGGACUUGGCGCCCGUCGGGCCGUCUUCCAGACGCGUCUGCCGACUUCGUUGGAGCAGUCCAAUGCUUUGACGCUGCCCUAGCCUGCGGAACGGCUGACGGUAUGGUCCGCCUGUGGGAUCUCCGCAGUGGUCAGGUUCACCGCAGCCUCGUGGGCCACACUGGCCCUGUGACCUGCCUGCAGUUUGACGACGUGCACCUUGUAACGGGCAGUCUGGACCGUAGUAUUCGGAUUUGGGACCUGCGCAUGGGCUCCAUCUACGAUGCCUACGCAUACGAGAAGCCCAUCACCAGCAUGAUGUUCGACUCCAAGCGCAUCGUAGCUGCUGCAGGCGAGAAUGUGGUUAAGGUCUACGACAAGGCUGAUGCCCACCACUGGGAUUGCGGCCCCGGCGUUGGAAUUGAUGACGACGAGGGUCCAGCCCCUGCAAUUGUGGAGCGCGUUCGCCUCAAGGACGGAUAUCUGGUGGAAGGCCGCAAGGACGGCACGCUGGCCGCCUGGACGUGUUAA
Molecule: messenger RNA, 1953 nt
Organism: Penicillium maclennaniae
Lineage: Eukaryota; Fungi; Ascomycota; Eurotiomycetes; Eurotiales; Aspergillaceae
Gene: mdv1
Exons: 4
Coding region: 1-1953 (650 amino acids)
Biological process (GO): peroxisome fission; mitochondrial fission
Cellular component (GO): mitochondrion; preribosome, large subunit precursor
Molecular function (GO): protein binding
Source: RefSeq, a predicted model, not a curated record